Schizosaccharomyces cryophilus OY26 is the source of this 1549-nucleotide messenger RNA. Its product is annotated as translation elongation factor EF-1 gamma subunit. The transcript is spliced from 2 exons. The record is from RefSeq and is a predicted model, not a curated record. Gene Ontology annotation, cellular component: cytoplasm; nucleus. The coding region runs from base 73 to 1275 and encodes 400 amino acids. Gene Ontology annotation, molecular function: translation elongation factor activity. Lineage: Eukaryota; Fungi; Ascomycota; Schizosaccharomycetes; Schizosaccharomycetales; Schizosaccharomycetaceae. Gene Ontology annotation, biological process: translational elongation.
GUCAACUUUUGCACCAGAUUUUUAUUUAUUAGAGGAAAUUUUCGCUUUCUUCUUUUCCACACCACUAACACCAUGUCUGUCGGUACCGUUUACGGAAACACACUCUCUUUUCGCGUAACUGCUGUUUUAUCUGCUGCCGCCGUUGCCGGUGUCAAGGUUGAUAGCAAGGAAUUUGGCUUUGACGCUUUCCCAGCUGAUCUUGCUGCCAAGUUCCCUGCAAAGAAAGUUCCCGUCUUCGUUGGUCAAGAUGGUUUUGAGCUUUCUCAAUCCAUGGCUAUCGCUCUUUAUUUUGCCUCUUUCGACAAGACUGGUGUUCUCCUUGGCCAAACUCCUGAAGAAAAGGCCAAGAUCUUCCAAUACGUCUCCUACUUCAGCUCUGAGUUUGCCAGUGCUGGUCUUCCCUGGGCCUUAGGUCGCUUGAUUGGUCCUUACAAUGCCAAUGUUGAGAAGCAAAGCCAAGCUGCCGUUGCUACUGAAUUAACUCGUUUGAACCAAUUGCUUGCUGACAAGACCUACCUCGUUGGCUCUCGUCUUACUUUGGCUGAUGUCUUUGCCGUCAACUCUUUGAUGUCCGUCAUUCGUUAUGUUUUGGUCAAGAGUGAAUUGGCCAAAUAUGCUAAUGUCCAACGCUACUACACUACCAUGUACCACCAAUGCGGUUUGGACAGCAUCGUCGGUGCUCUCGAGUUUGUUGAGAAGAUGCCUGAAAUCCCUAAGCCUAAGGCUAAGGAGGCCCCAAAGAAGGAGCAAAAGCCUGCUGAGCCCGCUGCCGCCCCUGCUCCUGCUGCCAAGCCUCCCAAGCACCCUCUUGCUGCCCUUCCCAAUGGUAACCUGAACAUUGAGGAGUUCAAGCGUGUCUAUACCAACCAAGACACUCGUACUGGAUCCCUUCCUUGGUUCUUUGACCACUAUGAUCCCGAGAAUUACUCUCUUUGGAAGGUUGACUAUGCCUACCCUGAAGAUUUAAAACAACCCAUCUUUAUGAGUUGCAACUUGAUUGGCGGUUUCUUCCAAAGACUUGAAGCUUCUCGUAAGUACAUCUUUGGUUGCUGCUUGGUUAUUGGUGAGAACGGUGACAACACUAUCACUGGUGCUUUCGUUAUCAAGGGUCAGGAUCAUGUUCCUGCCUUUGAAGUUGCUCCUGACUGGGAAUCUUAUAGCUUCACCAAGCUCGACAUUUCUAAGCCCGAAGACAAGACUUUCCUCGAAGACGCUUGGGCUUGGGACAAGCCUAUGUUCGGACGUGAAGUCGCCGAUGGCAAGAUGUGCAAGUAAAGUGAUUAGUUUCGAUUUGAACAUCUAGUUUCGAUUGUAUUUUAGGAUAAGGUUUGUUUUGAUUUGGCAAAGAUGGAAAGAUGGUCAUUUUGCAUUUCCGCGUGAAAUUCCUACCGAUGGUAUUGUGUGGUGGUAUUGUACAUGAGGGAGAAGCUUUCCUGGUGUGCGACUCAAAAGUUUUGUUUCUACAACAUUUACUUUGCAGGAAACGAAAUGCGCAAGGAAGAUGGAUGAGUAGAAAUGUAAUAUGAAAGUCAUGUUCCAGAAAUGAAAU